GGGAACUGCAGGCAGAGACGGUCUCGCACCCCAGCAAGCCGUCGCGCGCGCAAAAGCCAAAUGGUCCCAGCUUUAAUGAUGAAGUCGGCCGGUAGAUAGACCCUUGUCCGCUCUGAAUGUCUCCUUUCUAUUCAAACGACCGCAAUUUCAAAGUCGACGUCCCUGCUGUCAAAUCACCAUCAGGAGUAUUCCACGUGUGACCCUGGACAGUGAUUCCCCGUGGUAGUCGUCUCUCAGCAAUCCACCAUCUAUAAGACCCGACUUCGACUUUCAUCCGAGCGCAGCUGUUCUGUUGUUCAACCGAUCGACAAACGUUCGCUGCUGCUCGUCGCCUUUGUCUUACUGUUUCCUCGCUUUCGACUGCUCCAUCGCCUUCGACAAACUCGAUAACUGAACGAUGUCCGUUUACGAUGAUAACGCCCCGGUGCACUACAUCGGUGGUUUCAUUGCCCUUUCCUAUGUCAUCUCUGUUCUCGGCGCAUAUACGACACUAGAACUUCUUCGCCGUCGUACUUCGGGCCGUGGACUGUUCAACUGGUAUCUGCUGGUCGGAUCCGCUAUUUCCAUGGGUGGAAUCGCCAUCUGGUCCAUGCACUUCGUCGGUAACCGUGCGAUUAAGCUUUAUGAUGGUUCUACGAGCUACCAGAUUGCCUACUCCGUCGGGUACACCGUCUUCUCUUUCUUCUUGCCGGUGUUGGUGUUGUUGCUAGCAUACAUCAUUACGGGUACGGGAGAGUACGUAAGUAAGAUCCGAUUGGUGGUUGGUGGUACUUUUGCUGGUUCGGCUAUUUGUGGUAUGCACUACAUGGGUCAAGCUGGUAUCUCCAACUAUCACAUCUCGUACGACAUCGGCAACAUCAUCGGUUCGGUUAUUAUCGCCGUCGCCGCUACUAAUGUCGCCUUGUUCACUUUCUUCGUCUUGAGGAGCAAGUGGACCGAUUCUUGGUGGAAGUUGUUGGGUGUUGCUUUUGUUUUGGCUGGUGCCGUUUCUGGUAUGCACUGGACUGCUACCGUAGGUACUCACUAUCGCUUGAUUGAAGGACAGAAGCCUGACCAGCUUUCUCGCUCGGCUACUGUCAUUUUCGUCGGAGUCAUCUCCUGUGUCUCUUGUGUUGUUUUGCUCGGUCUUGCUUGGGAAGCGAACCGUCGUGCUCAGGCCCGUAAGGAUCGUGCUCAGCAGGUGGUGUUGGCUUCCGCUAUCUUUGAUCACGAAGGUCGUGUCAUGGUUACUACCGAUGGUAUGUUCCCUAACCGUGAAAUUACGGAUCAGUUCCACGAGAAGUCUUUGGAUGACAACUUCGAUACUUCUCACCCCGUGUUCCACUGGAUCUACCGUACAUCGUUCAACUGGAAGAGUAUCCGUGAUCUUCUUCCCGGCAUGAAGAAGCACAUUCGCCUUGUUCAGAAGGAUGACACUUUGGAUUACUCGAUUCUGUUCCGUGAGAUGUUCUGUUCCGCUGCUCAGAGUCUCGCAGACAGUUUGCACGAACCGCUUGAGGAGCUGGGUGCUUUGUACGAUUGCAUUGUUCAGACUGGUGUCAAGCGUUCCGGAAAAUCGGACAAAAAUGCUGAUUUGGAGUCUGGACUUGCUGCCCCUGUGUAUGGAAAGGGGCAAUUCUUGUUCGUCGUGAAGCAUGCGUCUCGUGCCCAGGUUACCAAGUUGCAGGCCAGCGGUUACCGUUUUGCUGAAGUGCAUAACGUCGCCGAUCUCUUGUCUCGUGCCAUGCAGAUUGACCAGCAAGAGGUCAUCAGGCAGAUUGAGAGUAUGCGUGACUACUUGAGUGCCGACAAGUCUUUCGCUCCGGGUGUUCAUGUUGGUAUCUUUGCUGUCCGUGCCAACUUGCACCGUGGUUUCAAGGUUUUGGUCAAGGAGGACGCUCGUCACAUGAUCCCCUCGUUCCAGCUUGGUGUAAUGAGCAUCACGCCGGAGUUCAAGCAGAUUCUGCAGAGCUACGGUGGUGAAACUGUGAGCAGUGUACUGAAACAGCUCCGUCAGCCGAGCAAGAUCAAGUUGGAUAUGGUUACUCAGCAACUUCGUUCUCAGUUCCAUGGAGCACUCGCUGCUUUGUGUCAAGAAAUCAACGAUGCGUCGAUCCAGGAAGCCACUCUCAUCUCCGAGGUCCUUCACGUGCCUUGCCACUUUAUUCAUCCUGGUCGUACGGCGUCUUUGAUUGUCUUUAAGGUUAUCAUCCCCGUGCACACUCGUACGGCUGGAUUCGUCCACGCUGGGCUUACGCUCAACCCGUUGGGUUUGUUCGCAACUCAGCAGCGCGUGUUCAUGGGUGAUGCUGCUGCCAGUGCUUUCGCCCGUGAGGCCCACAGAGAAUUCUCUACCAUUAUCGACCUUGUCCAGUCCAUGCCAAUGCCCAAGGACGAGAAGGAUCCGUAUGCGAAGAGGGUUGAUGAUGAGAGUGAUGCCUCUUCUGACAGUGAAACGAUCAAGGCCGCUGCCGCUAAUCCAUUCAGUGGUAUCAUGGUCUCGCAAUCCGUCUCUGUGUCUGUCGAGGAGAAGGGACAUACCCCGGUCGAGUUGGCCGUGCUAAACAGUUCUGGUGCCCACACUGGUGCGAACGAGGAGGAAGAUAGGUCAUGGGUUGAUGAGAUUCUUGCGAGCAUGCGCCGUUAGAUGCGCUGCUGAAUCUGGUAUAUCUUUUUGCUUUUUAUGUUUCUGGGCCUGGCGUAAAUGGGUUUGUCGGGGAACGGACGGCCGGGUUUGGGUCG
Molecule: messenger RNA, 2721 nt
Organism: Saitoella complicata NRRL Y-17804
Lineage: Eukaryota; Fungi; Ascomycota; Saitoellomycetes; Saitoellales; Saitoellaceae
Exons: 2
Coding region: 398-2626 (742 amino acids)
Source: RefSeq, a predicted model, not a curated record